AUGAUACGUCUGGAAGGUGGUCAUGCACGUUCUCUGAGCGAUGAAUGGAAGGAUUUGUUACUGAAUCAGUUUCACGAUGUACUCCCAGGAACGUGUAUAAAGGAGGUUAUUGAAGACGCAUUGAAUAUAUACGAUCAACUGCUCGAAAAACUAACUUUCGAUAACGGAAGUGGACUGAAAAUUUUUGACGAAGAAUCAACUGGUGAGUGUGAGCCAGUGACCAAAUACGUGGUGAAUAGUUGUGGUUGGAAUCGAAUUUAUUAUCACAAUUCGAGACUUCUCGAGUUAUCGCCAUUUUCAAUAACGGCGAUCAAUAAACUGAAUUCGUUGACUAUCAAAAUCGAUAAACCUCAUCCAAUUGCAUCACAAGAAGGGGAAUGCUUCAUUUUGAGAAAUCGAUACUUGAUUGCCAAACUCAGCAAGAAUGGACAUUUGUUGAGUGUUAAAGUGUUCGGUAAAGAAGUGACAAGGGAAAGUGAUGAGGAAGGAUUCGAAAUCAUAUCGAACGGGUCGAGUGCAAACCGGUUCGUUAUUUUCGAUGAUGUACCCCUUUAUUGGGAUGCUUGGGAUGUGAUGGACUACCACCUCGAAACUGCGAAGUUC
This is a messenger RNA of Anisakis simplex (herring worm), 603 nucleotides long. NCBI's taxonomy places the organism in Eukaryota, Metazoa, Nematoda, Chromadorea, Rhabditida, Anisakidae. The record is from the annotation of a GenBank genome assembly.